Molecule: messenger RNA, 1764 nt
Organism: Dunckerocampus dactyliophorus (ringed pipefish)
Lineage: Eukaryota; Metazoa; Chordata; Actinopteri; Syngnathiformes; Syngnathidae
Gene: xrcc3
Product: X-ray repair complementing defective repair in Chinese hamster cells 3
Exons: 7
Coding region: 88-1119 (343 amino acids)
Biological process (GO): double-strand break repair via synthesis-dependent strand annealing; telomere maintenance via recombination; resolution of mitotic recombination intermediates
Cellular component (GO): Rad51C-XRCC3 complex; replication fork
Molecular function (GO): ATP binding; four-way junction DNA binding; ATP-dependent DNA damage sensor activity
Source: RefSeq, a predicted model, not a curated record
CUUUGCGCGGGUGUGAAGGAAUUAGGAAACACUGACAAACAAACAUGGACUAACAGCAAUGAACGUGUUUGGGACUCCAAGAGAGACAUGAUGUCCUCAUGGCGGCAGCUGGAGCUCCACCCGAGGAUCAUAAGCGCUCUCGGGAGAGCUGACGUGAAGUCUGUCAGGGACGUGCUGUGCAUGUCAGGUCCAGAUCUGCAGAGACUCACCUCCUUGUCGGCCUCUGACGUCCAGCAACUGCUUACUUCUGCAUCUCUGGCUUGCAGGCGCCAGGGUCCGCUACCAGCUCUUGUGUUGCAUCAACGCGAGGGUCACACGUUGGAGUCUGGUUUCAGACUCAGCACAGGCUGCCCUCUGUUGGACCGGCUGCUGAGAGGAGGUCUUCCUGUGGGGGGCGUCACUGAACUGGCAGGAGAGAGCGGUGUCGGGAAGACUCAGCUGGCUCUGCAACUCUGUCUCUCUGUACAGUACCCGAUCCAACACGGUGGUUUGAACUCAGGAGCAGUAUUUGUGUGCACAGAGGACACUUUUCCCAGCAGACGCCUGCAGCAGCUGAUCACAGAACAGUCGUGUCUUCGCUCUGAUGUCCCUUCACAUGUGACCAGCAGCCUUCACUUUAGUGACCAUGUUUAUGUGGAACAUGCUGCUGAUCUGGUAUCUCUUCACUCAUGUCUGACACAUCGCGUGCCCCUCUUGCUUGCUCGGGGUCUGGUCCGGUUUGUGGUUGUGGACUCGGUGGCGUCUCUAUUCAGGUCAGAGUUUGGAGUGGCUGAUUGGAUGGAGAGGACGAGACAGCUACUGACUGUCUCCUCAAUGCUGCAUUACCUGAGUCACGAAUUUAAUACAGCUGUUCUUUGCAUCAACCAGGUGACUGACAUCUUCAGCAGCUCAGAAGAAUAUUUGGGUCCUUCUUACUCGACAGUGUGCCCGGCACUGGGCUUGGCUUGGGCCAAUCAGGUGAUGGUUCGUCUGAUGAUGCGGCGUCUCCAUAUGACCGUUACCAAGGGUGACCAGGACAGCAGCCUCCGCAGGCUAGAGGUGGUGUUUGCGCCUCACCUCGCUCGAACGGGACAGGACGCCGCCGUGUGGAAGGAGGGCGUUCAAGGAGUUGAGACUUGACUAAUGUUAAAAAUACAAUGAUCAAGAUUGUUCUAAAUUGUUCAAAACAAUGGGGCAGUGUGUUGUAUUCUUCCUAACAAGGUCAUGUACCGAAUUGCCUUCAGUGUUUAACAGAUACAUGCAUGUUAAGUGAAUAGUUUUUGAAUUGAUUGUAUUGCGCACACAUGUAUUGAUAAGUCAGUCAGGGAUUGUCAGGUGACAACGCUACCAAUUAGUCGAACAUUUUGUUUGUUGUCAUUAACUCCUGAUUUUUUUCUUCAUUAGUCAGUCGUCCGUGACUUUGAUUAGGUGACUUUGUAAACCAGUGCUGGGCAGGAUUAAGAAUGUAUUUUUACAGUGAUUGUGUGUGAGUCAUGCGGCUUUGUCUUUUCGGUAUGUUUAAGAAUGUGGAAACCAAGCUGACAGAAAAAAUAGAAUCACAAUACAGUGGUCAGAAUUUUAUACUUUGUUUAAACAUGGUUUUGUGAUAACUGAAUCCAGGCAUUUUAAAAUAUAUAUUACAAUGUCUAUUUUUUAAGAGAAAAGUUGACUGCUGACCUCACAUUUUAUUUACAAAUAAAUUCCAUCCUACGUACUGCAACCGUGUACACUUUUAUUUUAAGGACGCGACUGUAUAGACAGUUAUUUCCGGCGUGCGCUUGCUGC